Pneumocystis jirovecii RU7 is the source of this 2394-nucleotide messenger RNA. RefSeq lists its product as uncharacterized. Gene Ontology annotation, cellular component: protein phosphatase type 1 complex. The record is from RefSeq and is a predicted model, not a curated record. Bases 1 to 2394 code for a protein of 797 amino acids. Gene Ontology annotation, molecular function: glycogen binding; protein phosphatase 1 binding. The transcript is spliced from 3 exons. Gene Ontology annotation, biological process: regulation of glycogen biosynthetic process. Lineage: Eukaryota; Fungi; Ascomycota; Pneumocystomycetes; Pneumocystales; Pneumocystaceae.
AUGCCGUAUAUGCCACCGGCAUGCAUGUCUCACGUAGAACUUCCAACAAAGGAUGCUGCUGCAGCCCAGGAAAAAUACCAUAAAUAUAAUAACAAAGAAGAUUCCAAGCCGCAAAUAAGGCAGACAGUAGGAGUAGAAAAUAUUCAGGAAGCAUAUAGACCAAUAUAUAUAUGCAAAAAAGAGAUAGAACCAGAAAAUUCACAGAAAGAAACAUGUUUAAUAGGUACAUCUAUAUAUGCAGCCAAAUAUAAUACAUAUAUAAACGAAACAAGCGCAUGUAAUGAGGAAACUGGUGGAUGUACCAGUAAAAAUGUAUAUAUGAAUAAGAACAGUAAAAGUGAUAUUAAAGGAGGUACAUAUAUGGCAGAAAAUAUCACAUAUAUGGCGGGAAACAAUGCAUAUAAUAAUGAAAAUAACGCAUAUAUUGGGACAUAUGUUAGUGCAUAUAAUGAGCAGGUAGUUGCUGCACCGCUUGGUAUGUGGACGACGGAAUGGAACAGUCGAGCUGUUAAUAAACAAAAGUCACAACAAAUACAACAAAUGCAGUCGACAGAGCAGCAGUUAAUGCAACCGAUACAAACACAUCAUGCACAACAUGUUUUAUCUCCAUCUUUGCCUAUUUCACCAGCCUGUUCUUCAACGUGCUUAUCAGCAUCAUCUUUAAAUACUUUUUAUGAAAGAACAGAGCAUUCGACAGGGUAUUCGUUUAUAGGGUCAUCAUAUUUAAGAAAAAUAUCAUCAAAUCCAUCAUUUCCAAGUAUUAGUGUAUUAGACAAUGGAAAAGGAGUAGGAGAGUCUCUAAGGGAAGUAGCAGAGCCUCGGAUGGUUCGAAAGAAAAGUGGGGAAUUAGUUAAAUCGUCUUUGAAAGGGGAGAGACAAGGACGUUCACAGUCAGUGCCAUCUACGCCAAUUUUGCACAAAAAUGUACAAUUUGCAACAGAGUUGGAGCAAAUCAGACAUUUUUCACAAGCAGAAAAGCCAACUGCAGUGAGUGCGGAUGCAUCACCGGAAGAAAAGGAUAGCUGUGAUAUGGAGUUUGGAUACGAUUUGUAUGAACAUCAGGAAGGAUUCCAGAAAACACAGUGGAUUGAGAAAGGAACGUAUGAGUUGGAAAUUGAAUUGGCAAAUUUUAGUGAGGAAAGAACAAUGUCUUUAUCACAAAAUGUGCAUUUAGAAAGUGUAUAUUUAUCUUCAAAUAAACGAAAUUUAUUAGGAAAAGUAGUAGUGAAAAAUUUAGCAUUUGAGAAAUCUGUCGGAGUUAGAUUUACCAUGGACCAUUGGCAGACAAUAUCAGAGGUGAAUGCCGAGUAUACGGAUGACAUACCUAGAAAGCAAUAUGAUGGUUUUGAUCGGUUUGUCUUUAACAUUAAGCUUCAUGAACUAGUAAAUAUCGAAGAUAAGACGCUUUAUCUUUGUAUUCGAUAUAGAAUUCUAGGUGCUGAGUUCUGGGAUAAUAAUUUAGGCAUGAAUUAUCGAAUAGAAUUUCGGAAGAAAUUAAAAACAUCUACACAACCUCAUUUAACACAUUAUCCCAUUUUAUCUUCGCCGAAUAGUAAUACUGAAAACAAUAUAAACUCUAAUAUGGAUACCCAUUUAGCCACACGUCGAGCGUAUAAAAGUAAUUCAUUUUCUUUUUCACUAGAAAAUAAUGAUCUCACUACUACUCCACCACCUUUAUCACGUAAAAAGCAAUCUUCCAAUAAUCUUUUUUCGACUCGAUAUGAUUUUAGUGCUUCACUUACAGCUGCUAUCAAAGCAUCUAAUAAUACCAUUGGUUAUGAUAAUAAAAACACGAAUUUAGAAACAAGAUAUAAUGAUUCUUUUGAUAUUUCUACAAAAAAUGUUCAUUCAUAUUUCUCAAAUUUAUUUUUAAUAGAGAAGGCCUCAUCUACUACUCAGUGUAAUAUAUCUUUUGAAAAUGAUACCUCGGAUACCCCUUCAUUAGAUAAUACCAAAUUGGACACUUCUCUUGAAAAAAGCAAGACUACAUCUAAUUUGCUUAAAGAUAAUUUUAAACCUUCGGUAGAUUCUGUUUCAUACAAAAAUUUUUUAAAUAAUUAUUGUUUCUUUAGGGGGUCGGAUAAAAUCAAUACGCAAACUGCUAAUUUUAAAAUUCAUAUGAACGAAAAUCCUGUAUGUGACUUUUCUUCAUCCCAUAGAAAAUUUGUUUCACCAGAUUCUUUAUCAUCAGAAUCAAUAUCAUUUUCCUCGGAUACCUCAUUGUUUUAUCCUCAUACACCGUUAUCCUCUAUUUCUUCAGAUUCGGUUUCGUCAAAUAUGUCAAGGCCGUCUUCUGAAUCAAAAACGUCAAUUGAUCUUUAUUAUAACCAUCUAAUCAAUUCAUCACUUGGUCUUGAAGCUCCAGGAAGCACACUUACCGCUAUACGAACUUAA